GUCGCAUGUCCAGCGGCGUCUCAGCAACUCACGCACCCGUGCCAAGAACCGGUUCAUUCUGCGGCAGAUCAAGUACAGCCACCGAAGCAUGCGCAACAAGUCGCCCGAGGAGAUGCUGUCCAAGUUGAACCAACGGCAGAACCGUGCCCUCCAGCGCAGAAAUCUGCUUCUGGACGAGCGAAGCGAGCGGCUCAAGCAGCGGCGAGAAGACAGCACGUACCAGCUGCUCAUCCACGAGAAGCGCCAGCUCCUGCGCAACGUCAAACUCAGAGCCCGGCUCGAGUAUGGCCUCUCGUCUGCCUCCAUCAAGCGCCAGACCCUGCUCCGACGCAAAGCCGAGCGCUUCAGUGUCCGUGUGAUGCACGCACAGACAGUUUGCAUGAUGCAGAAGCUCAAAAAGUACGUCGACCUGCGCCGGACCUUUUCCCAGGAGCUCGACGAGCUACUGCGUCAGUCCAUGGAUGCCGACGCCGACCGAGACGACUUUGACUUUGACACCAAGCUAUACCUCACAAAGUCUAAAUCCAGAUUCAAGUCCAAGUCCCGGCGCCCCAAGCCACCCCGAGCAAAGAGCCCAGCGGUCGGCAAUACCGGCGUGCUCGUGAAAGACUCUCCCGCCUCGUCGCCCGAGAAACUCUCGCCCGGCAAGGUGUCUCCCAGCAAGAUAUCGCCAUCAACAGCGAGUUUCCUAAAAUCGCUGUCAAGCUCAUCCGGAUCGCCGUCUUCUCCAGAGAGCGACCUGUCCUCCGACGAUGAGUCUCUUACCGACAGAAUCCGGCGGGUUCGACUGCUGCCCCCCGAGCUGUACCAGUCCAUGGAGGAGUCCGAAUACAUGCUGCUACUGGACCUGCUGCCUCCGAUCACCCGCUUUACUUUGAGAGAGCUUGACCUCGACGAGAUUCUCACCAAUCGCCAGCUUCGUCACGACAUCAUCUUCGACCCGGACCUCCAAUUCAAGCCCAACAUGGACGGCGAGCGCGGCGAGCAAAAACGGGCCAAAGCCGACCGCUACUGGUCCGAGGUCGACAUCGAGCUUGGCGAGGGAUCGACCUAUCGUAUCCCGCUGCUUCUACACGAGGUCCUUGCCAUUCUGCUUGAGCUGCUGCCACCCUCGCAAGACCUCAAACGGGACAUCGAAGACCACCUCGACGUCAAUCUGCUGGCCCAGGAGCUGGAUCAUGGCGUGUUCAAUGCCGCUGGCUUGAUCAAGUAUCUUGCCGAGCUGCUCAAGAAAAACUGUGCGCCUGCACGAGAUGAGCUUGUCGACUCCAUGGAGGCGGAGGCCCUUGCUGGCCAAACCAUCAAAGCAUUGAGGAUCUGCUUCGACGUGCUCGAGUACAUGAAACUGGACUAUGCCAACCACCAGCUCCACCGACUCCGACCUCACAUUGUCGAGCACGCCGUAGAAUACGAAUGGAAGCAGUUCCGAGAGCGAUUCGACCUCGGCUCCGUCAAGGUCGACGAAACUGUCUCGUGGAUCCACGGCGCUGUCCUGCGAUUCCGGAACAAGACCACAAAGUCCAUCUUCGCCGACAAGAUCGACCUCGGCGACGACAACACUAAGCUGCCUCCCUUCAACGUCCUCUACAACGAAGCUUUCCUCAGCCUGGUCUUGCAGGCCCAUGUUAUCGACACGAUCCUGCCCGAGACCUUGUCCAUGGACCAGUCGCGCAUCGUCCAGUACUACAACGACUGGCAAGACAUCACCAUACUCGGAUCGCUGGUGAUUCUGUUUCGGCAGGUGUGUGGGCCCAAGUGCAGCCCGGGGGCCAUCAAGGAGGUCAAGCAAAAGCUUUGGGUUCUGCUCAACGACAACGAAACGUCGAUUGCGCACGUGUGCUUGCAAAUGUCGGAUGAUGCCGCCAAGAUUCGGGGCACGGCGCUCUCCGAGAAGGAGAAAACGACGCUCUCGGGCAUUGUCGAGUCGACGCUCUCGCCGUCCUCGGCACUCUACGACAUGAUGCAGAAACGCAUUGGCGGCUACUUUGAGUACUACCUGGCCAAUGGCGACCUCGAUCGGGACCUGAUUCGACGGCACGGGCUCGGCGAACUUGUGCCCGAAAUCGAGACCCUAUCGACCAAGAUGUCCAAGCUCAUCGUUCACAACAAGGCCGUCUACUCAACAGUAUACUCGACAAUCAUGGAGGCGGGAAUAUAGUCUUCCGGCAAGGGGUGCAUGGCCAUACUGACUUUUGUCAUCGUGUCUGCGACAAGUCUGCGUAAAAUGACUUCGGUGCAUCGCGAUUGCAUUCCCGACCUGCCGAGUCUUCAUGCUCCUUGGCCUGUGCCCUGCCGGACUCGACUCCCUCUCUCUCAACAAGCGUGUGACUAUGGAGUCAGAUCGAGACCCGAAGCAGAAUAUUGUGCCCUUUCCGCGAGUCGACGAGAAUCUGCGAUGGAAGGGAGGCAAACGGAGCAUGAUUAUCAACUGCUCCACGAAUAUAUCGGUUGGAGUCCCUCAGUGC
Polychytrium aggregatum is the source of this 2465-nucleotide messenger RNA. RefSeq names its product T-complex protein 11-domain-containing protein. The record is from RefSeq and is a predicted model, not a curated record. The coding region runs from base 89 to 2158 and encodes 689 amino acids. Lineage: Eukaryota; Fungi; Chytridiomycota; Chytridiomycetes; Polychytriales. The transcript has 2 exons.